GGCAAUUACUAUUGAACGAUUUGAAAAAAAAUUAGGAGAAUUAACCGAAAAAGAAAUGAAUGAAAUUGAAGAGAAAUUAGUUUUUGUUUUACAUUUAGAAAAUUUAGUGAAAAGGAGAGUUCAGUUGAUAGUCCAAAAGUAUUUGAAGUUAAUAGUUAAAUAUCGGAGAAAGGUCAUUGAUGAUGUUAGAUCAAAUCGAUUAAAGGAAAUAUUCGAAAAGAUUGCUCCUAAUUAUCGUAUUUCUCUCCAAGAGUGA
Messenger RNA from Funneliformis geosporum, 256 nucleotides. The record is from the annotation of a GenBank genome assembly. NCBI's taxonomy places the organism in Eukaryota, Fungi, Glomeromycota, Glomeromycetes, Glomerales, Glomeraceae.